Lathyrus oleraceus (garden pea) is the source of this 2311-nucleotide messenger RNA. RefSeq lists its product as uncharacterized. Gene Ontology annotation, molecular function: zinc ion binding. The transcript is spliced from 3 exons. Bases 1 to 2256 code for a protein of 751 amino acids. Lineage: Eukaryota; Viridiplantae; Streptophyta; Magnoliopsida; Fabales; Fabaceae. The record is from RefSeq and is a predicted model, not a curated record.
AUGGAGGAGCCCAAUAAGAGUAUGGAUUCAGAUGAUGUAUACUAUAGUGAUGAGUUGAAUAGUUCUGACCCAGAUGAUUCUUGUGAUGAAGAAAGGCCCAAGUAUGCUAGGUUUAGGAAAGAGCAUCUAAACAAAGACUUUAUAUUCAAGUGGGGUAUGGAAUUCAACACACUUGAUGACUUUAGGGCAGUUAUCCGUGAGUGGUCAGUGCUUAAUGGGAGGGAAAUUUCUUUUGUGAAAAAUGAGGGAGAUAGGGUAAGGGUGGUGUGUAAGCAUAAAUGUGGGUUUUUAGUCUUAUGCUCUAAGGUGGGCCACAAGGAGACUUUUGCUAUAAAAACACUUGUACAUAAGCACACAUGUGCUAGGGUUUUGAACAACAAGUCUGCUAGCUCAAAGUGGGUGGCCAAGCAUGUGGUAAAGAGGAUGCAAACUUCUGAUACAGUCAGGAUAAGAGACAUCAUCCAAGAUAUGAGGCAAACAUAUUCUGUGGGUAUUACUGUUGCAAAAGCAUGGAGGGCUAAGCUAAUUGCCAAGAAGAUAAUUGAAGGUGAUGCUGACAAUCAGUAUGCUUCCAUAUGGAGGUAUGCAGAAGAACUAAGAAGGGUAAACCAUGGCAACACUGUGAAGAUAAAUGUAGAAAGACCUAGUCCAUCCAUACAACCAAGGUUUGGGUCAUUUUAUUUCUGUUUUGAUGGCUGUAAGAAAGGCUUUAUUCAUGGAUGCAGACCAUUUGUGGGGGUUGAUGGAUGUCACUUAAAGACCAAGUAUGGUGGACAGUUACUUAUUGCUGUAGGCAGGGAUGCUAAUGAUCAAUACUUCCCUUUGGCAUUUGGUGUGGUUGAAAAUGAAACAAAGGAGAGUUGGAGAUGGUUUAUACAACUACUAAUGGAGGACAUUGGUCAGGAUAGAAGAUAUGUAUUUAUCUCUGAUCAACAGAAGGGACUUGUGGCUGUAUUUGAAGAAUUGUCUGAUACUAUUGAGCAUAGAUUAUGUCUUAGGCACUUGUAUGCUAAUUUCAAGAAAAGGUUUGGUGGAGGAGCCCUUAUUAGAGAUUUAAUGAUGGGAGCUGCUAAAGCCACAUACUAUCAGGCAUGGGUCCAAAAGAUGAAUGAAUUGAAGAAUGCAGAUCCCAAUGCUUGGACUUGGUUGAUGGCUGUUCCUACCAAAAGCUGGUGUAAGCAUGCCUUUUCUUUUUACCCUAAAUGUGAUACAUUGAUGAAUAAUAUCUCAGAGUCUUUUAAUGCUACCAUUCUAGCUGCUAGGGACAAACCUAUACUCACAAUGUGUGAGUGGAUAAGAAAAUAUCUGAUGAAUAGGUUAUCCACCUCUGCAAGUAAACUAGAAAAUUGGCCACAUAAGGUGAUGCCAAUACCUAGGAGAAGGUUAGAUAAUGAGGUGUUCAAUAGUGGUCAUUGGUUGCCAACAUGGUCAAUUGCUGAGACUUUUCAGGUUACACAUAGUUACAACACACAUGAAUUUAUUGUUGACAUUGCUAAAAGGUCAUGUAGUUGUAAUUUUUGGGAAUUAGUAGGAAUUCCAUGUAGGCAUGCUGUAGCUGCUCUGAGUUAUAGAAAGCAAAACCCUGAUGAAUUUGUUGAUGCUUGUUACACAAGAGAAAAGUUUGCACUAUGUUAUGGAUUUUCAGUAAGUCCAAUCAAUGGUCAAGAUAUGUGGCCAGAAGUUGAGAUGGAACCACCUCUACCACCUGCAUAUAAAAAUGGUCCUGGUAGACCUAAGAAGAUUAGGAUAAGAGAAAGUGGAGAGGAUGGUGCAAGGAAGAGAAGAUCUGGUGUUGCAUAUAAGUGCACCAAAUGUGAUAAUUUUGGUCACAAUGCUAUGACUUGUAAGGCUACCACUCAGGAUCCCAAUGCACUUAAAAGAAAGAGAAAACCUAAAAAAGGACAUGUGCCAACUGCAACUGAUAUGCCAACUGCAAAUGAUAUGCCAACUGCAUCUGAUAUGCCUGCCCCAACUGCAACUGAUAUGACUGUUCCAACAAAUGUGCCUGUUCCAACUGAUCCACAGCCUCCAACUGAUAUGCCUGUUCCAACUAUUAUGAGUCAAACAGGAUCUAGUGUGGCUGCCUCAAUCACAAAACAAUCCAGAAAAAGGGUUGAAAAAAAACCUAUCAUCAAAAGAAGGCAAAGUGAGAGGAUCAAGUUGAGUUGGUUUAAAAGACCCAUAACAGGUGAAGGAAUAUCUAGUGACAAACCAAUUACCCUACCAGAAAAUGAAGACAUACCCACUUCAAAAUGAGGGACUGAUUAUUAUGUUUCUGCUAUGUAUUUUGUAAUCCUUUUGGAAAACUCUU